Messenger RNA from Theileria annulata, 2712 nucleotides. RefSeq names its product cell surface/extracellular protein, putative. Bases 1 to 2712 code for a protein of 903 amino acids. The record is from RefSeq and is a predicted model, not a curated record. Lineage: Eukaryota; Apicomplexa; Aconoidasida; Piroplasmida; Theileriidae. The transcript is spliced from 5 exons.
AUGAAUGUUUUAAAAUUUUCAAUCUCGUAUUUAAUCAUUCUGAUCCAAUUUUCGUACAACAAUGUGAUAUGUAAUCCUGCAUUUGAUGAAUCUGACGUUCAGCAUUCACCUAAAUCAGUAUUUUCACCUAAAGUUACCAAAAGCCUCAAGGAGCGUCUAAACCACUACGGUUCAUUAGCUCCUUCGCCUUCUUACAAACCCAAUGCCACCGAUACGGAUACAGAAAAGCUGUCUAAAGAAGAAGUAACCCAACGUGAGGAAGAAGACACUAAAGUCAAAGAACAAGGUAAUAACCAUAAUGAAGAGAAUCCUAAUGUAGAGGAGAAUCUAGUAACAGAACAUCAUCAAGAAGAUCUUGGUGGACAAAAACUUAAUGAAGCGGAGAAUACAGUAAGCGAACUUAACGAAGACCUCGGUGGAGAAAAUCCCAAUUUAGAGGAGACUCUAGUAACAGAACAUCGACACGUAUAUCUUGGUGGAGAAAGACCUAAUCAGCCAGAUCCCGCUGAUAUUGCAAAUGUACCAUAUGAUACAUCAAGCACUGAUUUACCAAGUCAUAAGGAAGAGGAACCUCAAGUACAUGAGGAAGAAAUUAAAGAGGUUAAAGUAGAUAAUUUGGAAGAGACUCUAACUCCUCAGGAACAUCCAUCACCUACUGAACCAAAAACUAAUCCAAAACCGAAGGAUAAACAGUACAGUUUUACAGAUAUCGAUGGUUCUAUGUUUAGCAACCUUGAGGAGUUGAAAAAGUGCACUGAAACCCCUCACGACUUUGUAGUAAUGCUCGAUGAAUCAGACAGUAUAUCUAAUUAUAACUGGAAGAGAUAUGUCAAGCAGUUUACCACCCUAAUUGCGACCGCAAUUUCACAACUUAAUCAAGAUAAUACCCUGUCAGUAUUACAUUACUCCGAUGUUCCUACCUUGGCAAUAAACACCCAGAAAAUCGAUCCAAAUUCUUUCAAAACAACAGAAGAUAAGAUCAAACAAAUAUUCGAAAGGAGACGCUCAUACGGAAAUAAUUACACAGGAAAAGCGCUAGAAUAUGUUAGAAAAGAACUAUUCCACCUUCCUGAAAUCGCAGAGGGAAGUUCUUCUGAUUCUCCAGAUACCAGUAACAAAGUGGUUAUAUUAGUGACUGACGGAGCUGCAAAAGACAUUGAGAAGGCCUAUUACGAGUCUCUUACUCUGAGGUAUAACAGAGUUGAACUUUUUGUGUUCGGUGUAGGAUUUGUACAAGAAGAAGAAUGCAGAAAGCUGGUUGGUUGUCCAAGCGAAGGGCUCUGUUACAACUUCUUCUAUGCCUCAUGGAACUCUGUGGCACAACAUCUGCAAGAGUUGGUCGACUCUAUGUGCAGAGAUUUGGGUCGAAACGCCACCUGCAAGGAAUUAUGGUCAGAAUUUAGUGAAUGUUCCCGCCCUUGCGGUGGUGGUACCAAAAAGGCAACUUUGCUUAGGUAUACAACCUUAACGGAGGCUACUGCUGGUUCAGAUGGUAAAAAGGGUCUUAGCUGUGAUGAACAAUAUAAAUAUAUGUCUGAAAAGGUUGUGCGAUGUAAUGAGCACCCCUGUCCUCCUGACCAGACCACACUUUUCGGAGAUUUAAUCAAUCCUAAGAACGGUUUGUCCGCUGACACUGACAUGUUAACGGAGGUGAAAAGGCAUUUGAGAGAUGAUAAUACCGUCGAUACACAUAUGAGGACUAAGAAUCUUGGAGAUACGGUUCAUCGCAGACAUCAUUCUCACACUUACUCGAGUAGAAGGGUACCUGAGAGGAGGGAGCGUAAACCCGAUCCUGUUGGUACUAAAAUUUUAAAUGACUUAUUGGAUGACAAGAAAGAACCCGAAACUUUACCAUUCCAGUUACUUGGUGAAAAUGAACACCAUGUACAAGUUGAACGUAUAUUGGAUCAAAGUGAAGUGGAUACUCCAGUACGUAAGCACACUCAAACUUCUCCCGUCAGACAUCCAACUUAUCAAACUACACCUCCACCAAGUCCUCCCACACAUUCGGAUUCAGAUUCUUCCACUGAUUCUGAUUCAGUUUCUACAACGGAUUCAGAUUCAAGCUCAGGUCCUUCGUUAGAAUCAGUUCCAUCAAGUUUCAAUCACCAUGAAACACCAACUAAAGUUGAUAGAGAAGUCCAAACAAGAAAUUUAGUGGAUCAGGGUAUUCAAACUGAUCCUGAAAAGGUUGACAGCACCUCACAAACGGAGAGUAAUAAGCAAGAUGGGAAUUCACAGACCGAUCGCCAUACCAGCCAGGAAUUGGCCACACUAACAUACGAUAAAUUAAAGCAGCUUGUCCAUGGUGAACAUGGCGCUAAUACUAAACGUGAAGCAACUGAACAAAAUAGUAAUGUACUAGAGGAUGCUGUUAGGGAAGGCGUGAAUAAAGUUGACCAACAUCUUAAAGAAACCAUGCAACAGUUACAAGGGGGAAGAUGGAAAUCGUUUGUACUAAAAUUUAAGCAAAAAUUUAAACAGUUACUCGAGAAUGAAAAUUUCAAAAAACUAAGCGCUGUAUUGAUAGUAAUAAUAUUAUCGGCAAUAUCAAUAUCAUUCUUUUCAUAUCUUUUCCUAAGAGAGAGAGAACCUGUGCGUCGGUUAUUUGAUCCAAACGACCAAGAGUUCAUGAACGCAGGAGACGGAGAUGAUGUGGAACCCUCAGAAAACUAUCAAGUCUCCAAUAUGGAGGAUGGAAUCUGGGCCUAA